Aspergillus affinis is the source of this 1028-nucleotide messenger RNA. RefSeq lists its product as uncharacterized. The record is from RefSeq and is a predicted model, not a curated record. The annotation marks the transcript as partial. The transcript is spliced from 2 exons. Lineage: Eukaryota; Fungi; Ascomycota; Eurotiomycetes; Eurotiales; Aspergillaceae.
AUGAGAAACUUCGUUACCGCCGCAGCUUUCGCUGCCGGUGCCAACGCCCUUGUGGGUAGAGGCAACAGCUGCUGCUUCCACCUGAAGUCUUCUGGUGGUGCUUCCGGAUCCAUCGGCCAGCUCGAUGAUGGACAGAACCGUGUCUACGGUAAUCUUGAGGAGGCUCAGUUCUGCAUCGAUUCCAACGGUGCCAUCACCGAUGCCAACGGCCGCGGAUGCAUCGUGACCGGCCCUACUACCCAGUGGCAAUGCGAUCAGGGUGCUUCCCCUACCGCUGGCUUCUCUAUUAACUCGGAGGGUCAGCUAUCGUACCAAGGCGACAGCGAGUUCGUUGCCUGCCAGACCGGCCAGAACGGCGGAAUGAACAUCUACACCACCGAGAGCCAAGACGUCACCGGCUGUGUGGAUGUCAAGUUGACCGCCGACUCUUGCUCUGGAUCUGGCGCUGGCUCUGGUGGCUCCGGCUCGGCCUCUGUCCCUGCUCCUUCAUCGACUCCCGUUAUCGGAUCUAGCAGCAUCCCUGUUCCUCCUUAUCCUUCGUCGAGCGCCUCCGUGCCUCCGUAUGUCCCCGGUCCCUCGGGUAGCGCUUCUGUGCCCCCCAACGCCCCUGGCACCGGACCCAGCGCUUCUGUGCCCCCCAACGCCCCUGGCACCGGACCCAGCGCUUCUGUGUCCCCCAACGCUCCUGGCACCGGACCUAGUGCUUCUGUGCCCCCCAACGCCCCUGGCACCGGACCCAGCGCUUCCGCGCCCCCCGCUGAGCAGACUACCACUAUUCUCACGACGGUGACCGCGACUUACUGCCCGAUUAACACUGCAACCCUGCCCGGUGGCCCUGGCGUUCCCGGCACUACUGGUGUUCCCGGUGUUCCUGGAACUACUGGUGUUUCCGGUACUCCUGGCGUUCCCGGUGGCCCUGGCGUUCCCGGUACUCCCGGCGUCCCCGGUGUCCCUGGUGUUCCCGGCACUACUGGUGUUCCCGGUGUUCCUGGAACUACUGGUGUCCCUGGUGUCCCCGGCACUCCUGG